Molecule: messenger RNA, 1047 nt
Organism: Nerophis lumbriciformis (worm pipefish)
Lineage: Eukaryota; Metazoa; Chordata; Actinopteri; Syngnathiformes; Syngnathidae
Source: RefSeq, a predicted model, not a curated record
AUGCCCCGCAUUGAGAAUGACAUUAAGCUGGAUUUCAAGGAUGUGCUCCUCCGACCUAAACGCAGCACUCUCAAAUCAAGGAGUGAGGUGGACCUGCUGAGGAGCUUCACCUUCAGGAACUCCAAGGGCAGCUACACAGGCAUCCCUAUCAUUGCAGCCAACAUGGACACCGUGGGCACCUUCGAGAUGGCUCGGGCUUUGAAUAACUUCACGGUUUUCACUGCGGUCCAUAAGCAUUACUCUGUGGACGACUGGCGAGAGUUCGCGAACAAGUACCCGGAAUGCCUGGAGAACGUCGCAGUCAGCACGGGCACCGGCGAGGCCGACUUUCAGAAGAUGUCCGACAUCUUGGCAGCCGUGCCCCAGCUGCGCUACAUCUGCGUGGACGUGGCUAACGGCUACUCGGAGCAUUUUGUCCACUUUGUCAAGGACGUGCGGCAAAAGUUCCAUUCACACACCAUAAUGGCAGGAAACGUGGUCACGGGAGAGAUGGUGGAGGAGUUGAUCCUGGCUGGUGCGGACAUCAUCAAAGUGGGCAUUGGACCAGGUUCCGUGUGCACCACUCGCAAGAAAACCGGCGUGGGGUACCCUCAGCUCAGCGCGGUCAUCGAGUGCGCGGAUGCAGCCCAUGGACUGAGUGGCCACAUCAUCUCUGACGGCGGUUGCACUUGCCCGGGAGAUGUCGCGAAGGCUUUCGGUGCCGGAGCGGACUUUGUGAUGCUAGGCGGCAUGCUGGCGGGCCACUCGGAGAGCGGCGGAGAGACCAUCGAGAAGCAGGGUAAGAAGUACAAGCUGUUCUACGGCAUGAGCUCCGAAGUCGCCAUGAAGAAGCACGCCGGUGUCCUGGCCGAAUACAGAGCCUCUGAAGGCAAGACCGUGGAGGUGCCGUUCAAAGGCCCGGUGGAGGCAACCAUGCGGGAUAUUCUAGGCGGGGUCCGUUCCACGUGUACCUAUGUGGGGGCGUCGAAGCUGAAGGAGCUGAGCCGCAGAACCACUUUUAUCAGGGUCACCCAGCAACUCAACACCGUCUUCGGUAACGACGGCUGA